AUGGAAACAAUGACGACGGUAACAUCCACUGGUGGAAGUACAAAGGUUAAUCAUGCAGUUUUUGCAUCACAAUCAAAUUUUUUGACUGAAUCUCAUCUUUGUUUUAAUAAGGACCAAUUCAGUCGGACAGAUUUUAUUGUGGAACGAUUUCUAAAAUUGGCUAGACGACGAGCAAGUCUACAGCAAAUCCAUAACGAUUUACGAGUUUAUUUAAAAAUUGUGCAAAAUUCGAUGAUUGAACUCAUCAAUGAUGAUUAUGCUGAUUUUGUGAAUUUGUCAUCGAAUCUUGUAGGCUUGAAGGAAACAAUCGAUAAACUGACUAAAGACAUUGAAACGAUAUGGCAUGAUUUCUGUAGCAACACGGAGGCUGUGAAGCAGUCUGCUGAAUUUGUUGCGCAGAAAACUACGGAACUCAUUGAAUGCAGAAAAGCACAAUGUGAAAUUCGUGGGCAGAUUUUCUUGAUAAAAUCAAUUGAACGAUUAGCUGAUAAAAUUGCCAACUGUCCAAAAGAGAUAGAACAAUUUUGGUUACAAAAUUUUGUUGACGCAGUCAUUGAUAUAGUUUUAUGGUUUGGUAAGGUAAACGUUGUCGAUGAUAAGGUAGCGGCUGCUUAUGAUAUUUGUUUGACUCAUGUUGGUAGACUGACUGAGUAUUGGCUAAUACAAGAUCUCAAAGGUGAUUGUCGCUUCAUCGAACAGAUUCUUGGUAUAAUUACAUUGAAUAAGAGUACCGAUUCAGCCGUUUCUUGUGUAAUGACAGAAAUUAUUGCUGAAUACAUUGGAGAACCACGUAGCAACUUGGGAGAUUUUUUGAUUGAAGUAUAUGCAACAAUUCGAAAGCUUAGAGAAAAUUGGAUGCAAAAAAUGGAGAAUAGUGGCGCGUCGUUCGCAAAUAUUUCAUCAUUUCUCGAUAAAUGUCUCCUCACUUUUAUUGUCUCAUCUCUCGAUCAGUACUUUGGUUCUGUUGUUGUCCCAAGCGAUAAUCGUCUUUUUCAUCGGUGCUAUAAGACAACUUGUGAUUUCAUCGGUAAUUGGCCUGAUGCCGCCAAGUCAUGUACUGUUCUACGGAUGAUACGUAAUAGAUUCAAUUUGGUUGUAUACUUCAAGCUGGAGACGCAGCAGUUUCUAUCGCAGUUGAAGGAUCAGCUUGAUCCUUCCAUUAUUAAAUUGAUCACUAACGAGAAAAAAGAAGAAUGGGAAGAAAAAAUCUUUUAUGAUUUUUCGAAACUUGUUAUCGACACUUUAGAAAGGAUUUGGUCUGAUGAAGUUUAUCUUCCGACUUUAAUUGAUAAAUUUUGGGAUUUUACGCUUAAAGUCCUUGCCAAAUAUUUGGAAUGGAUCGAAGGAAUUAAGAGUUAUUACUGGAUUGACAGGAAAGCGCCUGAAGAUUUUGAAAUUUGGCGCUUAUUUUGUGCUCUUUAUGCUGAUUGUGUAACUGUUGAUAAUCGAACUUUUGGAAUUGCGUUGUCAUCAAUUUGGCCAAAAAUUCGUGAACAUGAGUUGGAUGUGACAAUAUUCGGGCAAUGUUUAUCGAUUUUUUCAACUAAGAUAGCUGAAAAGAUUCAAGAAUUUGAAAAAAUUAUUGUCGAAGAUGCUGUUACAUCGGUGGCAAAGGUUUUAGAUGGUGUUUGUGGAAUUCCCCGCCAGUAUCGCUGGACGAAAAAGCCUGCACCAGCCAAUAUAUCGCCAUAUAUCAGUGAAACGUCAGCUGCAUUGAAAUUAUUCAAGGAUGAAAUGAAUCAUUAUUGUUGGAGUGAAGAAAAUAUUACAUCUGUAUACAAACAAAUAUUUGCUGAAUCAAUGGAGAUAUUUUCUGUUAAAGCGAAGCAGGUUUUGAAGUCUGUUGAGCAGACGGAGACAAGUUUGCAGCGUUUCAAGCGAAAAUCAAUGCCGGUAAAUGAGAAUAAUGCCGAUUCUGACGAAAACAAAAUAAGGCGACAGUUAUUGUUAGAUUUGGACUAUUUCAAAACAUUAGCAGCAUCUUGUCACACUGAAGUAUUACAUAUCGACGAAUUAAUGUUGCGUGCAAAUCCUUCAACAGAAACCAUUCAAAUCCCAAGCUUGAUUCAAUCUGUCCCUAGUACAUUAGAGACUAGUACAGCUGAUAUUACGGAAGAAGUAUGA
Molecule: messenger RNA, 2124 nt
Organism: Brugia malayi
Lineage: Eukaryota; Metazoa; Nematoda; Chromadorea; Rhabditida; Onchocercidae
Gene: Bma-cogc-2
Exons: 12
Coding region: 1-2124 (707 amino acids)
Biological process (GO): Golgi organization; intra-Golgi vesicle-mediated transport; protein transport
Cellular component (GO): membrane; COG complex
Source: RefSeq, a predicted model, not a curated record